AUAUAUAUGCUCACCCACAUGCAUUUCACCCAACUACAAAUAUAAGUUACUCUUUCUUCAAUUGUUUCACUUGAAACAGUAGUCCUCGUCUUCACUAAAUUAAAUAAAUAGUCUCGUCAAUCACAUCGGUUAAGUUGAUCAUUAACACAUGGACAGAGUGAACAUAUUGGUUUCCGAGAGGCCUGUGGUGAUCUUCAGUAAGAAAUCAUGCAUCUUGUCAUACACAAUCAAGUCUCUUUUUAACGACUUUGGUGUGAACGCUAUGGUGUAUGAGCUUGAUGAGAUUGCUAGAGGUCGGGAGAUCGAGCUAGCGUUAUCUGCUCAUCAUGGACGUGAUACAGCGCCGACGAUCUUCAUCGGCGGUGAGUUGGUUGGUGGGACUAAUGAGAUUAUGAGUCUUCAUCUCAGGAGAGAAUUGAAGCCAAUGCUCAUCAGGGCUGGAGCUUUAUGGGUUUAAUAAUUAAGUGAUCAACUAAUUAUAUAUAAUACUGUCUAGCUAGCUACCACGAUAUAAUGUGAUGAAGCCGGUUACAUAUGCAAAUUAUUAGUACACACCAAUAAAAACAUGACCAUAAUACAUAUAUAGUUCAUAUCA
Erigeron canadensis is the source of this 595-nucleotide messenger RNA. RefSeq names its product monothiol glutaredoxin-S4-like. Bases 149 to 457 code for a protein of 102 amino acids. Lineage: Eukaryota; Viridiplantae; Streptophyta; Magnoliopsida; Asterales; Asteraceae. The transcript has a single exon. The record is from RefSeq and is a predicted model, not a curated record.